AUGUCACUGAUGGAAUGUGAUCGUUUCGCGAAUCUCUCACCCUCACGAGUCAGUAUACUUUUCAUUGCUUUUUAAAUCAUAAAACAGCUUGUUCCGCAUGGACAAAGACGAUUGUUCGUAGAGAGACUCAAAGAAAAGUACAUUUUCGCUGUUAGUCUGCAUUCUAGGACAGUUGCUCAAUGGUUUAUCAUUAAACAUUUUGUGGAUCGAACAACAUAGUUGGCUAUAUUUCAACUGGGUGACAAUGAUAUAAUGUCUAGUAGCUAAAUGUUGACCUUUGUGACGUACGCUUUGCUGUAAACUAGAACGUCGACAUUUAUUGUCCUAAAAUACCCCAUUUUGUCGAUUGAAGAUAAUCAGGACAGGGCUACAGUCGAGCAAGGACAAGACAUCACCCUCAGCAUUUUGUUUGCAUUUGAUCUACAGCGACAUACAACAAUGUUAACCCAGAGAAAGAGAAAACGCACUGUGGAGGACUUCAACCAGUUUUGCACCUUUGUGUUGGCCUAUGCUGGAUACAUCCCCUAUCAAACAGAGGAUUGGUGGUGUAGUGACAGCAAGCCCAGUGACAGKAACCCCUGCAGCAGCAGCCACAGUACCAGUCCAUGGGCCUACCAGUCCUCUCCUAACUCAGACUGUGGCUCCUCCACUCAGAGCCAGAAGGAGAAAGGGAAGGAGGUGAAGAGGAGGAGGUCAGACAAGAAGCCUGCUGGGCCUGGCCAGGGGGAGAAGAAGCCUAGAGGAGGAAGUGCCAAAAAGUCUCCCAAUACGAAACAGGCUGCCCCUACAUCAACAGUCAGCAGAACGCCAGAGCUCCAUGAGCAGCACCAGCCCCAGUCUGAACGGACCAACUUCAACAGCUGUCCUACUGACAACAAAACACAUCCUCUGACAGCUCCGAAAAGUGACCAUYACUGUAAACUUUCCCAAUCUUCCCUGACUCAACUCUUCCCUGAAGCCACCUCCAGCAGCUCUCUGUCUGUCCACAGGAACAAGAUCAACACCGGUCAGACACACACACCAGACCCUAACGGGUCAGCUGGGAAAACGAAUGAUGCUACAACCCCUCAGAAGACAGGAAGUGAAGAACUGGAACAGGAAGUGACCGAACAUCCUGUUGACAUGACAACGACAAGCUGUGAGAUGGGGAAGAGCUGUCCUCACAGGCCGGGAGACAGGGAAAAGAAGAGAAGAAAGGAAGAGAAUGUGACGAGGGAGAGCUGGGAGGGGUCUGGGAGUGAAGGAAGGAUAGACAGUGGUCAGAGGUCAGAUAUCCUGAGGAUGGUGAUGGACAGGAGGUUGAGAGGUCAGCUAACUGAAGACCAGGAGACAGGCUACCACACAGAGGAGGGUAGCAGCCCCGACCGGGACCAUGGAGGGAGCAACUACCAGACAGACCAGGGAGGGAGCGAUGGAGAGGACACAUCUGCAGACAACAGCAAGAUGGAGGAUGAGGACGACUCGUGGGACCUGAUCACUUGUUUCUGCAUGAAACCGUUCGCGGGUCGGCCCAUGAUAGAGUGUAGUGAGUGUGGCACCUGGGUGCACCUGUCCUGCGCUAAGAUCCGCCGCACCCACGUUCCUGAAGUCUUCACCUGCCAGCCCUGCCGAGAUGCCAAGACCAACAUCAGACGSUCCAACCGGGCGCGGAUCGCCUCCCGCAAACGCUUCAGCGACUAGAGAGCACCAGUUGGUUCAUUGGCUGCGUCCCAAUUGGCGGCAGGUAGCCUAGCGGUUAAGAGCAUUGGGCCAGUAACCAAAAUGUUGCUGGUUCGAAUCCCCAAGGUGGA
Salvelinus sp. IW2-2015 is the source of this 1790-nucleotide messenger RNA. NCBI's taxonomy places the organism in Eukaryota, Metazoa, Chordata, Actinopteri, Salmoniformes, Salmonidae. The record is from RefSeq and is a predicted model, not a curated record.